AUGAUCCCAGUUCAGAGACCCCGGAGCCUCCUGCCGCCUGCACCGAGCGAGCGGGUAGAGCAAGCGGCGAGUGGGGAGGGCGAGUGGGGAGAGCGCCCCCUCCCCACGGGCCCAGCGGAAGCCCAAGCCCGGCCCCGACUCCUGCCGCCUGCACCGAGCGGGGAGAGCGAGCGGCGAGAGCGCCCCCUCCCUGCGGGCCCAGCCCAAGCCCGAGCCACGGCCAAGAAGGGUGGUGAGAGCGCAACCCAGCGGGGAACAAAGCAAGCGCGGGAAAGCCAGCAGUGGGCGGGGCCAGUUGGGGAAGGGGCGGGGCCCGAGGAUAGAGAUAUCGCUUUGCAAAGCGGCUGCAGUCGAGUAGUGCGCGCGAAGCGCAGUAGCGACUCUUUGGGUGUUUUCCGAAAGGGGUGCGGGGCGCUUUUCCGCGUGCGUGGAAGACAAAAGAGCUUCGGUGUCCUCGGGCGCAAAGCGGGGAACGGGCGAAGCGAUUCCCCUUCGCUUUCCAUGGCUGCGGCACAGCGAGCGAGCUGCGUCUCCUGCAAAAUCUUCCUUUUCGCUCUGCUGGAGGUCCUGCCUGCCUUUGCUGAGAUCCACUGCAGUAGCCAGCAAGGGUGUACUCAGCAGGGAACCAGUUGGACAAGCUUGUGGUAUGUCUGGCUCAUCCUGCUCACAGUGUUUCUGCUGCUGCUGUGUGGCAUAGGCGCCAGCUGUGUCCGGUUUUGCUGCCGUAAGAAGAGGCCCCCGAUUCAGACUUUUCCGCCUCAUGCCCACGACCUCACCAUCAUCCCCAUGGACCACGACAGCACCGCCCACAGUACCGUCACCUCUUACAGCUCUCUGCAGUAUCCUCAGAACCUCCCACUUCCCCUCCCCUUCAGAGAGGUGGAUAGGAGUAUGGCAAGCCCUCCGGCAUACAGCCUCUAUGCCAUUGAAAUGCCGCCAUCUUACGAUGAGGCCAUCAAGAUGGCCAAGCCCUGCACUGAGACUCCAGUUGUUGUCCAGAAACUGGACAGCUGCACCUUGGAACCAACAGACCCUGAGGAACGAAGUCAGCCACAGACGGCGCCGGAAGCGUCGUCAAACGACAACCCUGAGACGUCGUCAAACGACAACCCUGAGACGUCGUCAAACGACAACCCUGAGACGUCGUCAAACGACAACCCUGAGAUGUCGUCAAACGACAACCCUGAGACAUUGUCAAACGACAACCCUGAGACAUUGUCAAACAACAAUCCUGAGACGGUACAAGAAGGCCCUGGGGUUCCAGAAGCUUCCACAGAAGAGCAGCCACAACCGUAGCCCCCAGUGGGAAGAACUGUUGGGCAUGAGAAACCUGACCUUGUAUGUACUUCGUUAGCCUGGAGAGAGUCAGAAGAGACCUGUUACACGGAAGGAAUGUCUGCUGCCGGUUGUUACAACUUUCCAUUGACGUUUCAAGGGUACCGAAGGGAACGGCAGGUUAAAAAUACCGCUCUCUGCAUGCGAGGGUGAAAAACGAUGCUCUGGACUUAACAUGGCAGUGGGGAAGGGGGUGGAGGGGGAGAAGAGCUGCUCUUGAGAGGACACCAUGUGACCAGGCAAGGGGAAAUGGCCGCUGGUUGGGCUUCAUCAGAGGCCUGUUCCCCUCGUGGUGAGGUGAAGAAACAAGGCAAAACCGAAUAUGGGUUCUUGCUGCCUUCUUCUGAGAAGAUUGAACUAUCCAGCAAAUUGCUGAAGUACUGGGUUCGUUGCUAUGUAACGGCAGACGACCUUUGACUCCGAUGGUUGUUUUAAUGCUCCAUGUUUUAUCUGUAGAUAGAGGGGGGUGCCGGACAGGGGAAGGGG
This is a messenger RNA of Lacerta agilis (Sand lizard), 1821 nucleotides long. It is a transcript of the gene TMEM52, whose product is annotated as transmembrane protein 52. Lineage: Eukaryota; Metazoa; Chordata; Lepidosauria; Squamata; Lacertidae. The transcript is spliced from 7 exons. Bases 1 to 1296 code for a protein of 431 amino acids. The record is from RefSeq and is a predicted model, not a curated record.